CUUCUUUCCUUAUUGAAAAAUAUUCUAUUUCUACGCACACAGUAGUCAUCAAACUACCAUGGCCUUCUACUUCAACCACGGGAAUAUGGCUGACCGAAUGGAUCACCAUGAUCCAGCAUCCAUUCCAUCAACACGGCCACCGUCGAUCAACACAGCCGAGCAUCUACCGCAGCUGCCGCCUCAGGCGAGUGUCAAGCGUGGUCGGCGCGACUUUAAGAUCACCAAACUGUUUGAUGCAAAGUCCAUAUCGCCGCACGACCAACCGGCAUCAUCAGCACCGCACCACGACAACUCCAAACAGCUGCCCACGAACCAGUUUGGCGAAGCCUACAAUCCCAAGGACCUGAUUUUCAACGAUGCUGGCCAAGUGACGUAUGUGACGUGGCGAGCCCUGAUAAUCUACCUUACACUGCCUGAAGACAACAUGGACUUUAUGCGCGUGUUCUUUAUCGGAUUUCGGCUGUUUGCAACAUCUCGAGAGCUGGCCGAGGCACUGGUUAUGCGAGCGAACCUGCCGCCCCCAGUGUCAAAGACUGGAUCAGAGCUGCGGGCCUGGCGGGAGCGCAGAUUGCGGCCAAUCCAGCACAAAGUGAUUCAGGCAAUCAGACACUGGCUUGACAAUGCCUGGUGUGCUGAGCACGACCCGCCGUGCUUGCCGAUUCUGUCGCGGUUCCUGGCAAAUGAGUGCAAAACCUCGAAGCACGGGUUAUCGCAGCGCGAGUGUCUGAAGCUUCUCCGUCGCAUCCGCGAGCUGCAUCGUAGUGGUUCGCCAGGGAUAGAGUCGCUGCUUGCGCCAGCGCCGAUUAACGAUUUGACCAUCUCGCAGACUCCCUCGCAUCAGCUACCGGCACUUGCGACUGAGAGCAAGAGCCAUGAUGACCCAAAGUACGAACUGCUAUCAGCUGCUGAGACGAAUCGCCACAACCACAGAAGACUGCUGGCAAAUUUGUUUGCACACCACCACCACCACGGCCGACGCCAUAAAGGCCAUGGCGAGAAAGCAGUAGGCACCAGCGAGAUAGAAGCUUAUCAGACAUCGUCGCUGCAAUCAAUUGGCACCAGGCUGAGUGAAGGGAUACUAGCCGACAAGCGGCCAGAUCAUAUACGCGAUCCGACGCCGCUUCUAAUGGCUACAGUUGGCGUGGAUCUGUCUGUGGAAGCAUAUCGCUCAACACAUAUUCUGCAGGUAUCGCCGAUGGAUGUAGCAUGCCAGCUGACAAUAAUCGAGAGCUCGUGCUUCUGCCAGAUCCAGCCAAUGGAGCUGGUUAACAAAGAGUUUAGCCAUGGUGAAACGUCGCUAGCCGUCAAUGUGCGGCAGAUGACAAAGUGGUCGACGCAGAUUUCGCGCUGGGUCUCGGCUGUGAUCCUGUCCGAGGUUACCGCAGACCGGCGGUGCCGGGCACUCAAAUACUUUAUCCAGCUUGGAACACAGUGCCUGGCGCUGAAGAACUACGACGCGGUCAUGGCAAUCAAGGCUGCCAUAUUCUGUGCUGCAGUGAUGCGACUGAAGAGUACGUGGGCGCUCCUGCCCAAAAAGUACGACGUGCUGAGCAAGCGGCUGCACGAGGCAACCGACCCUGACCGAAACUACGCCAACUACAGGGCUCUUUUGCGCCGCUCACAACCACCGCUGCUGCCGUUCAUGGGCUUGUACUUGACCGAUCUGACAUUUCUCGAAGACGGCAACCCGACGUACCGCCGCCGCUCAUCGACAGAUUCGACGCUGACCAUAAAAGACAUCAAUCGCCAGUCGCAGCCGUGCACGAACUCGGAGCAGGUUGACAUCAGCGACCCACAUAUCCUGAUCAACUUUGACAAGGCGUAUCGCGUGUCUAUUAUUGUCAAGGAGAUUGCCAAGUUCCAGGUCGAGUACAGCGGCAACUUCACGCUGGCCAAUCCCGGGUCUGCAGCAGUACCUGAUCGAACAGUGGGACAAUCACGGCUAUCUACCAGUUCAGGGGCCAUGCGGCUGACCCGCUUGUUGCCUGGAUCUCAGAGGCUCAAGGCCAAAGAGACAGCAGUUGUCUAGUAGCCUCUC
Molecule: messenger RNA, 2038 nt
Organism: Linderina pennispora
Lineage: Eukaryota; Fungi; Kickxellomycota; Kickxellomycetes; Kickxellales; Kickxellaceae
Product: ras GEF
Exons: 3
Coding region: 59-2029 (656 amino acids)
Biological process (GO): Ras protein signal transduction; positive regulation of GTPase activity
Cellular component (GO): plasma membrane
Molecular function (GO): guanyl-nucleotide exchange factor activity
Source: RefSeq, a predicted model, not a curated record